CAUCUUCCACUGAUGAUAAAAACCUUCAGGCAGAGAACUGGAGGCUGCAGCGACCGAACCAGAGGCUUUCUGUUAAAACCACACACACACACACACCCACACGGCGUUCACACCUUUGUGAUAAAACCCACACGUGUUCGUUUCCCGGCUCGUGACGUGUCAGACAUCUUGGACCAUCCUGGAGUUCGAGCUGGAGCAGCAGGAGGAGGUGAGAAGUUCAGACUGUGAAGUUUGGAGGGAGGAGAAGUGGACUUUCCCUUCAACGUGCUGAUUUUCCCUUCAACGAGGAGCGGAGGAAGCCGAGCAGCCGUCGACGUGGAGAGUGAGAGCACAGAGGGAGUGAAAGGAGAAGGUAGAGACGCCAACCGACCCAUCCGCCUGCUGAGAGAGCUAGAGCGAGCUGUGACAUGGGGAAGCAGAACAGCAAGCUGAGGCCCGAGGUCCUGAACGACCUGAGGGAAAACACCGAGUUCACCGACCACGAGCUGCAGGAGUGGUACCGCGGCUUCCUCAAGGACUGUCCCACCGGCCAUCUCACCGUGGAGGAGUUCAAGAAGAUUUACGCCAACUUCUUCCCGUACGGCGACGCCUCCAAGUUCGCCGAGCACGUCUUCCGCACGUUUGACACCAACGGCGAUGCCACCAUCGACUUCAGGGAGUUCAUCAUCGCCCUGAGCGUGACGUCUCGCGGCGGGCUGGAGCAGAAGCUGCGCUGGGCCUUCAGCAUGUACGACCUGGACGGGAACGGAUACAUAAGUCGAGCAGAGAUGCUGGAGAUAGUUCAGGCGAUUUACAAGAUGGUGUCGUCAGUGAUGAAGAUGCCUGAGGAUGAGUCGACACCAGAGAAGAGGACAGAUAAGAUCUUCAGACAGAUGGACAUUGAUAAUGAUGGUAGACUGUCACUGGAGGAGUUUAUCAAAGGUGCCAAGAGCGACCCGUCCAUCGUCAGACUGCUGCAGUCCGAUCAGGGAGCCUCUCGUCAGUUCUGAGGGCAGAGACAUUAACGCCCACGCACGCUCUCUCCAACACACACUCAUCAUUCCAGCUUCGUGCUGCGCGGUCGUCACCACACAACCCUUUCAGUUUAUCUACACUCCACUGUCUUAAUGUUUACAUGAACGGAUAAUUGAUUUUUUAAUUUUUUUUUCCCCUCUGUGGACAUUGAACUUGCUUGAGUCUGUGUAUAAGCUUCUCCCCCUUCUCCCUUGCCUUGCUGUGCCAUAUAUAUUUAUACUCACUGGAUUAUAUGCUUGCAAGUAUAAUGAGUCCUGUGAUGUUACAUGAAGGAGAAAACUAAUUACGUCAGUUGGUAUAAUUUGAUUGAACCGGUUGUUCAGGAUAUCGACAAGUGGCCGUUCUGAACGAUCUCUAUAUGCCUUUGGUAUUUGCAUGCGCUCAGUGAUACGUGUGUUUUCUGAUAUUGUAACAGUUUACGUGAAUAAGGAAGCCCGUGAUUGUUUUUAUUCCUUUUUAUUUUUGUAACAAAAACGUCAUUUUGUUUUCACACAAUUGAAAUAAAGUCGUGUAAGAAAAAUAUA
This is a messenger RNA of Platichthys flesus (European flounder), 1538 nucleotides long. It is a transcript of the gene hpcal1, whose product is annotated as hippocalcin-like 1. The record is from RefSeq and is a predicted model, not a curated record. Bases 408 to 989 code for a protein of 193 amino acids. The transcript is spliced from 4 exons. Gene Ontology annotation, molecular function: calcium ion binding. Lineage: Eukaryota; Metazoa; Chordata; Actinopteri; Pleuronectiformes; Pleuronectidae.